UCAUUUCAAUGGAGGUGAUUGAUGACGGGUGAAGGGCAAAAUGGCCACUCUCCAACUUUUCAGCUGUUCACUGCUGACCUCUCCACAUUCGGUGCUUCUCACUUCACCCCUUCGCCGUUGUAGUUUACCAUUAUUUUAUGCGUUUCACAUCCCUUCCGUUCUACGAUGAAAGCACCGAGAAGAUGGUUCAAUUUGAUUCCAUGUGACAUUUAAAACCCUCCCCCGAGCACCGUUCGUUUUUUGACCCUUUUACCCUCCCUUUAGAAAAUAUGCUCUGGUGUAAUAAUAAUUUUACAUUAAAUUAUGAUUCGGAUGUCUAAGCCUGUUCCUAGCAGAAAUGACUCCGCAGCCUGGUGAUGCUGAGCCUCCGAAUUUCAUCACUGCCACCAUGAGCAUAUUCUUGGCCGUUUCACCUACGACUACCUCAAGAUUACAUAAACGUUGUCGAAGUUUGAACCAAAUGGACAAGAUAGGAUUAAGGCCUGAUAAUUGUUUGAAUGUUCCGCUCCAACAGAGGCGGCACAAUUUGGCAAGAUCCCAGGUGAACAGUUCAGAGUAUUUCAGUGUGUCAUUUGAAAUUGGAGGGCAGGAUUCAUCCGGCCAUGAAUUUUUGCUCGCUCUCAAAGGUGUAUCUCUUGCGGAAGCGUUGGGCCCUGUUUGCACGCGGAGAGGAGUUGAAUUGUUUAACGUGGAAGUCAUGCUUGAACAAUACAAAACUCCUUUGCCAGUUUUGACGACCGACACUGCCUGGCUUGGUGGGAAACACAUAACUAUUAGAGGUAAUUUUUCAGAAAAGGACAUCUCAGAUACAAAAUCAAAUAAACUCUUCGGCCACCCUUCUCGGAAAACAUCCAGGAGUUGUAAAGGGAGGACGAGCUUUUUCAGCGUAAGCACAGAAGAUGGUAUAUCAGGGAUUUCUGAUUCAGGAUCACUGUCAGUUGAGAGCAAACUAAGAGGGACCAAGCAACGAUGGACCACCCUUUUUGGAAACUCCAAAGAUAGCAAGAUGGAGUUACUUGUUGAAAAACUUAACAACUACAGCAAAUAUGGGAUCCCUCAGUUAAGUAAUAAAAACGAUGAGGAUUUAGAAGAAUCUCUUUACAAACUUGAAGAUGACUGGAGAGAAAUUGUAUCUAAGAUACUUAACAUAACUGACAGUGAAAGUCAUCAGCAGGCGGCAAUUUGGGAAUUGAUUCAAACCGAAGUAGCUUAUAUUCACACUCUGAAACUGGUUACAGAUCUUUUUUUGGCCUGUCUGAUCAACCUACAGAAGUGCAAUUUACUGACUGACAUAGAGAAAAACCGUUUGUUCAGCAACAUAGAGGACAUUUCAAAGUGCAAUCUCGUACUAUGGGCAAAAUACCUUCUUCCUAUGUUGGCGGCAGCUAGAGAAACGUCAGCCCUGCUCGACCCAAAUUUUCUUCUUGAAGCUUUUCUAAAAUGUGAGGAAGUUUUUGCCCCUUAUGUUUUGUACUGCUCUGAACAAAGUGAAUGCCAAAAAUACUGCAGAGAGAAAACACAGUCGAAUGAAAUGUUUACUGCUUACUUGGCGUGGUGUGAGACUCAGAAGGACUGUCACAGAUUGCGACUUAUUGAAAUGCUCGUAAAACCCAUGCAACGUCUCACUAAAUAUUCACUUCUCCUUAAAGCGAUAUUGAAACACACUUCUUUAGAGAAGCAGAGAGAAAAUUUAGAAAUUAUGAUCGAACGAAUGGAUUCAUUUGUAAACAACGUAAAUACCACUCUGAGACAAAAAGAAGACAUGGAAUGUCUUAGAAGUUUGAUGUCGAGAAUUGAAGCAUAUGAUGUUAUAGAAACCAAAGACGACGACUUGGACAAAUUGAUAAAAAUCCACAAUGAGCUUGAUCUCAAAAAAUCAAUGCCCGGGUGCAACCCGCUUCACAAGAGACAACUCAUCGCAGAGGCUGAUGUCAAGCUCAAAGACUACAAUACAAGCAAAAUAGAAGUCCACUGCAUACUUCUGACAGAUAUGCUCCUUUUGUGUAAAUACACAAGAGGCUCCCAGUUAAAGAUAAUCCGUCCCCCAUUCCAAGUGAAUAGAUUAAUAGUUCAGGAGCUGGCCAGAGAUACACCAACAUUGGCCUGUGUGUACCUUUCAGAAUACUCAACGCCAAUAUCGGCAUUCCUUCUUAUAUCUCCAGAUUCCAAAGUUAUAAAGAAUCUCGUGAUGUGCAUCCAUAGAGCAGAAGGACUGUACAAUGCGGCUAAACAAGCAAGUGACGACACUUGGAGAGUAGAGCCUGAUUCGAAUAGCGGCUCUGUUGAAAUGGCUGAAGGAUGUUCACCAAUAAGCAAUGUUUCAAGGGGGCUUAGCGUAGAAUCAGAAGUCAGGCCAUUCUCUCACAGCUCAGAUGAAGCUAUACCUCAUACUGAUACACUGAGGGUAGUGGUGCCUCAGCUUGGUCAGUCCUUACCUGAUUUGAAAGAGGCGAGUCGGAGAUGGCUAGCUCCGCCGCCUCGACCGUUGGUACCACCACCAGCCCCUCCUCGCGGAGCUUCGUAUCCACCACCGUCGCCGCCGCUGAGGAGGUCUCCAGCCAUCAGACACAACACAAUGGAUCGCCCUGAACAGUAAUCUGUUGUUCGUUUACUCGUUUCUUAAUGGCAAGGUGCCACAAAACAAACUA
Messenger RNA from Cimex lectularius (bed bug), 2648 nucleotides. RefSeq names its product pleckstrin homology domain-containing family G member 5. The record is from RefSeq and is a predicted model, not a curated record. Gene Ontology annotation, molecular function: guanyl-nucleotide exchange factor activity. The transcript has 18 exons. Bases 338 to 2596 code for a protein of 752 amino acids. Gene Ontology annotation, cellular component: axon; endocytic vesicle; plasma membrane. Gene Ontology annotation, biological process: Rho protein signal transduction; endothelial cell migration. NCBI's taxonomy places the organism in Eukaryota, Metazoa, Arthropoda, Insecta, Hemiptera, Cimicidae.